AUGGCUGAUGAUUUGUCUUCUAUGUGGCAAGAUUUCAACCUUUCGGAAGGUGAGAGUGUGGAGGUAAUAGUCCAACAACAAGCAGUUGAAGAGAUUGCAACAAGAGGAAAUUCUUGUUUCGUGGGGAAACUAAUUGCUGAUAGGAUUAUUGGCAAGGAUACUAUAAGAUCUAAAUUGGUGCAAUUAUGGAGACCUUCGGGGUCGACGUCGUUCAAGGUUAUAGGGGAGAAUUUGUUUCUGGUCGAUUUUGAGCAUUCAUGGGAUAAGACUCGGGUGUUGGAGGGCCGACCUUGGGUGUUUGAAGGUAGUUUGUUUUCUUUGGAAGAAUUUGAUGGAAUAACACCUCCUCUGGAGAUCCCGUUUGAAAAGGCGGCGUUUUGGGUGCGGAUGUUUAACCUUCCGUUAGCAUGUAUGGGUCAAGCAGUAGGUUUUCAAAUUGGUUCUACAAUGGGGAUGGUAGAAGAAGUUGAAACUGAUGACGAAGGAAUUGGCUGGGGAAAAUACUUGCGUGUAAGGGUGAAGAUGGAUCUAACGAAGCCUAUUCCUCGCGGUAGGCGUAUCACUCUUUUAGGAAACACGGUGUGGGUACCUUUUCAAUUUGAAAGGCUUCCUCAUUUUUGUUUUCUCUGUGGAAAGUUUCGCCAUGGAGUGGUAGGGUGUAGUGGCAUUAAGGAGGUGAAACCGCAAUUUGGUCUAUGGCUUAGAGUUAAACCAUCUACUUGGCAUAAGGAUUCGGGGCAGCAAUGGUUUGAAACGCAGAAAUGGGAUUAUGGGUCUCCAUCGAGUCCACCAAUGAGAAUGUCCAAUCCUCAUUGGUCGAAUAGUGGCCAACAACAAAAUAGAUCUCUGGUGGUGGUCAAUGCCGGAAUGCAAGGUGAGUCCGAUGAGAUGGUAGACCGGGGGAAGGAGAAGAUUCAGUUUUCGUCAGUUGUGGAAAGUGGGGCAGUUAUGGGAGAAACGGUUAAGGAGAUUUCUCAACUGAAAGGGGAUGCUAGUGGUACAUAUGCAACACAUGAAGUGGAGGGGGCUACGUGUUUGGUGGACAGUUUGCAUGGGGAUAAUUAUGAAGAUAUUUCAGAUGAUUAUGGGAGAAACGAUAUUUCAGAUGAUUACGUGUCUUCUUUCAGCUUGGUUUCUAAAGGUGGUUUGUCUAAGCCCAAGGAAAAUCCAACCCAAGUGGAGGGGCCCAUGUUUUUACAAAAUUAUGGGCAUGUAGUUAAGGCCACGCAGGUUGAGUCUCCAGAAUUGAGUGGGAAUCAUGAAGUCGGGGUUCUUCAAUUCCGAGCAGUGAAGGAAUCUAAGAAAAAUGGGGUGACGAAUUGGAAGAGGCGUGCGCGGGCUGAUCAGAUAUUACCAUCUGUAGUUCGGCUGGUUGGCCAUGAUAGGAAGAGGAAGAAAGGUGAUUUUAUGGGUGAUAGCUCGGCAAAUGAUGUGGGUCAAGCUGCAGAAAAUUUGGGGAUAAGGGACUUUAAUGAGAUAUUGAGUAAUUCCGAGAAGUGUGGAGGGCGUGGACGUGCUAGGGGUUUGAUGAAUGAUUUUCAAAAUGCUUUGGAAACUUGUGUUUUGCAUGAUAUCGGUUAUAGGGGUCCAAAAUAUACUUGGACUAAUGGUCGGGAGGGAAUUGAUUUUACACAAGAAAGAUUGGACAGAGUUGUUGCUAACCAAGAAUGGUGUGAAUUAUUUCCUAGAGCUGAAGCUAUUGUGAAGGCAACUAUUAAUUCUGAUCAUAACCCAAUUGUGUUGAGGGUGCAAAUAAAAGGAGGAGACAUGAGAAGGAGGCGUGGUUUUCGGUAUGAGGCGAGUUGGGGAUUGGAACCCGAGUGUUACAAGAUAGUAAAGCAGAUAUGUCGAGAAAAAGACAGAAGGGUGGGUCUUUCUAUGGGUCUACGGGAAAUGAUGAAUGAAAGUGAGAAAGGAUUUUUGGCUUGGCAGCAUGUUAAUGGCAGUCAGGUGGGAGCCACAAUUAAACAAAAAGAAGCUUUAUUGGUUGAACUCCAAGGGCGUGAAGGUCCAUUGGAAACUCAAAGUAUUCAUACUUUGAAGCUUGAAUUAAAUUGUUUGUUGGAACAAGAGGAGCUAAAGUGGAGACAAAGAGCAAAAAAGCAUUGGUUGAAAGAAGGAGAUCGUAAUACAAAGUUUUUUCAUGAAAGCGAAAAUCCAGCCAGUUAUCUGGAAAAUUGUUUGAGGAGCUUGAAGAGCUGUGUUACACCAGCAAUGAAUGCAUCCCUUGUACAGCCAUACACGGUUGAAGAGGUUUCUAUAGCGCUUAAUCAAAUGCCUCCACUUAAAGCUCUUGGGCCAGAUGGUUUUUCUGCACGGAUGUGGGGAAAAGAUGGGUAUAUGGCAGUUAAGCUUGAUAUGUCGAAGGCUUAUGAUAGGGUAGAGUGGGGAUUUCUUGAAGCAGUGAUGAGAAUGAUGAGUUUUGAUGCCAAAUGGAUUCACCUUAUUUUAAUGUGUGUCAGCUCAGCCACUUAUUCAGUUAUUGUGAAUGGUACUCUAAUGGGUAGAAUUGUCCCAUCGAGAGGAAUAAGGCAAGGUGACCCCAUCUCUCCUUAUUUAUUCCUUUUAUGUGCGGAAGCCUUAAGUUCUAUGUUGACAAGAGCAGAGUCCAGGGGUACACUUACUGGUGUUCCUACUUCGAAAAAAGGCCCCCGUAUCAGUCAUCUUUUCUUUGCAGAUGACAACCUGUUGUUUUGUAAGGCUAAUCCUCACCAUUGGCGAAAGAUGUCAGAUUUAUUGCAAACCUAUGAGAAUGCAUCGGGACAACAAUUGAAUAAGGAUAAGACAUCUAUCUUUUUUAGUUUUUAUACUUUGCUUGAAGUCUAA
Molecule: messenger RNA, 2826 nt
Organism: Corylus avellana
Lineage: Eukaryota; Viridiplantae; Streptophyta; Magnoliopsida; Fagales; Betulaceae
Source: RefSeq, a predicted model, not a curated record